AUGGUCAAUGGCAUUGCAGGGUCUGUGAAGACCCUCUUCUGGGCGAUGUUGCUGCUGGGAAUCGUUAUAUUCAUUUUUGGCGUGACCUUUAUGCAACUGGCCUACAACCACCUCCGUACCAAUCCGGACAGCAGUGAUAUCAUGAUUUACUAUGGCACCUUGGGGAGAAGCAUGCUGACCCUUUUCAUGGCAAUCUCUGGAGGCAUCGACUGGAAAGAUGCCGUUGCUCCUUUGAGCACAUUGAGCGAGAUUAUUGACUAUUUGAUGGGGGUGUAUGUGUUCUUCACUGUAUUUUGUUUCAUCAACGUUGUAACAGGCAUUUUUGUGGACAACGCCAAGGCGCUCGGUGAGCAAGAGAUGCUCCAUCAGCGUGCAGGGCAGUAUCUUCGCCGAAGACGCUGGGUCAAAGAGGUGGUUAAGCUUUUUGCGAAAAUGGAUAUCAGCGCUGAAGGCGAUUUAUCCUAUGAAGAGUUUGCAGCAGAGAUCCAGGAUGAACGGGUGCAGGAGUGCUUCCGCCAUUUAGGCAUCAAUGUGGAGAACCACACAGCUGACGAGCUGUUCGAGCUUUUUGACGUAGAUGAAGAUGGCAAGAUCGAUCCCCACUCUUUCGAGCAGGCAAUCCGGCAAUUUCACGGUGCUGCCAGAAGCAUUGAUGUUUACAAGCUUCGGAGAGAUACGCAGAAGAUCAGCAAACAGCUGUAUGCUUUGUCUCACGCAUUGGCAGAUCAACAUGGUCACUAUGAGCUUCCCCCGCACAAUAACCUCUUGGAGUGA
Molecule: messenger RNA, 774 nt
Organism: Cladocopium goreaui
Lineage: Eukaryota; Dinophyceae; Suessiales; Symbiodiniaceae
Source: the annotation of a GenBank genome assembly